Messenger RNA from Colias croceus (clouded yellow), 1816 nucleotides. Its product is annotated as cytochrome P450 CYP12A2-like. NCBI's taxonomy places the organism in Eukaryota, Metazoa, Arthropoda, Insecta, Lepidoptera, Pieridae. The record is from RefSeq and is a predicted model, not a curated record. Gene Ontology annotation, molecular function: monooxygenase activity; oxidoreductase activity, acting on paired donors, with incorporation or reduction of molecular oxygen; iron ion binding. The coding region runs from base 106 to 1614 and encodes 502 amino acids. The transcript is spliced from 10 exons.
UUGAGUAUUAGAGUUUAAGUGAGCUGUUAUCAUUAAAGGGAAGAUAAACAUUGACAUUAUAAUAGUUUGUAUUUAUAAACAGUCUAUCUAUUUAGUGCAUAUAAGAUGGGUGUCGUAAGAACAUGUGUGGUGAACAGGAUUUUAAUAAGAAACAUAGCAACAAACGCAGCCCUCGGAAAAGCAGAUGUAGAGUCACUUGAACUGAAAUCAUGGAAGGAAAUACCGGGGCCAACAAGGACGAUGUCGCUUAUCUCCAACUACGCGAAAAUCUUCUUCCCAAAGCAUAAGCAAGCUGCAACAGAAAAGCCAAUGUUCGAUAUGCUGCACGAAAUGUACGGACCUAUAGUUAAAGUAGAUGGACUCUUUGGCGCGCGCUCUAUGGUCAUAUUACUGGACGCUAAAGCAUCGGAAGAAGUUCUGCGAGGCGAAAAUGUUCUGCCGGUUCGGCCUGGCUUCGAUACUCUAGAACUUUAUAGAAGGAAUAAAAAUAAAGCUACCCCUGACUCUCCAACUGGACUCGUGUCAGAUCACGGAGAAGUUUGGAAGAAAUUUAGGUCGGCGGUGAAUCCGAUUUUGAUGCAGCCGAAAACUAUAAGACUGUACCGGAAUACAUUAAGAGAAGUAGCUGACGAAACUAUUACCAGGAUAAAAUCAAAAAGAAACGCAUCAAACAUGAUAGAGGACUUCGAUUUAGAAAUGAAUCUGUGGUCCCUCGAGUCGAUCGGCGCCAUAGCGCUCGGCAAGCGUCUCCAUUGCUUGGAUCCCACGCUCCCGAACACUUCACCCGUAAGGCAACUCAUUCAAACCGUUCGAGACAUAUUUGUGCUCGUUGAAAAACUGGAAUUCCGUCCAAAUAUUUGGCGAUAUAUCUCGACACCAACGUACAGACAGAUCAUGCUACGGUACAAGGAACUUGACAGAUUAACCACACAAUUCAUCAAAGAAGCGAAAAACGAACUGAAGACACGCGACAAAAAACCCAACGAAGAGAGAGGAGUGUUAGAAAAACUGCUUGAAAUCGACGACAAAAUGGCGACCAUCAUGGCCAGUGACAUGCUUUUCGCUGGCGUUGAUACGACGUCAAACAGCGUAAUAACAACUCUAUAUCUGCUGGCAAACAAUCCGGAAAAGCAAAACAAACUGCGUGAAGAACUAUUAUCUGACAGCGAAAGGAGGCCAUAUUUAAAAGCCUGUAUAAAGGAGUCAAUGCGAAUGUUGCCAGUCGUGAUGGGAAAUAUAAGGAAAAUAUCAAAAGAUUACAAUUUACUGGGUUAUAAAAUACCUAAAAAUACGGACAUAUUCUUCAUCCACCAAUACUUAUCCAUGCUAGAGUCUCACUUCCCUCGCCCGACGGAGUUCAUCCCUGAACGAUGGAUCGCUGACAAAGCUGACCCUUUGUACUAUCGUAACGCUGACCCGUUUGCGUUCAAUCCGUUCGGCUUCGGGGCCAGGAGUUGUAUAGGGCGUCGUAUAGCUGAAUUGGAGAUGGAAACUUUUAUAAGUACAGCGAUACAAAAGUUUCGACUCGAUUGGAUCGGCCCUCCGAUAAAGACAAAACUGGGCGGCAUUAACUACGUCGUUAAACCUUUUAAUUUUGUUUUUAAUGAUAUUUAAUGUGCCCGAGUAAAAAAAUAUCGAUAAAAAUCUAAUCUUACGAUUAUUGUUGUUGAAAUAAUCUUUUAUUAUAUAUUUACUUAUGUAGGACUAUGGAAUGUUAUUUGAUUUUAUAUUCAUACUUUGUAAAUAUGAAUAUAAAAUUAAAUAACACAUAUACAACACAUACACCUAUAUAUUUGAUUACACAUUUUUUAUACAA